AUGAUCAAAAUCGAUUCAAACAAUGCUGGCAGUUGUAGACAAUGUAUUUCUCUCCGCCCAAGCAAUGAAAACCUCAAAUCGUGUAUUGCGAAAGAAGCACUCGACCAGCCAUUUGAUGUCACUCUUGUUGCUGAAGAUGUCGAGUUCAAAGCUCACAAGCAAAUUCUUUCAAAAGCAAGUCCCUUCUUUGAAAAGCUGCUUAACAGUGAGAUGAAAGAGUCUAAGGAAGGAGUUAUUCGCUUGGAGAUGUUCACCGAAGCUGUUAUGAGAAACACGCUGAAGUUUAUCUACAGUGGUCAGGUGGAGAUCGCAGCCGAUGAAGCUCGUGAGAUCAUUGCUAUGGCCGACUUUCUGUUUCUCCACGACUUAAAAACUCUCGCGGAGGGAGUUUUAGCACCGAAACUAGAGCUGAAUAUUUCAAAUUGUCUUUCAAAUUACUAUUUUUUCGAGAGAUAUCAAAGCGAGCAACUUUCUUCCCUAAGCAAAAAAUUUGUUCUCAAAAAUUUUUCCACCAUCUCGAAAACAGAUGCGUUCCUGAAUUUAUCGAGCAAAGAAAUCGAAAUGUGGAUUUCAGAAGACGAAAUUGAAAUAAAUGCCGAGAAAGAUGUGUUUGAAAUAAUUUUAGCUUGGAUAAAUCGUGACAAAAGAGGAAGAAAGAAGUGUUUUGCUGAGCUCUUUUCUUGCGUUCGCCUUGUUUACAUAUCGCGUGACUUUCUCUGCAGCAAUAUUGUGACCGAUGACCUGGUAAAGGACAAUGAUUGCUUAGGUCUCGUUGAAGAGGCUCUGCAAUUGAUUGACGCAGAAGACUUCGACAAUCCAUCAAUCCUACGUCCAAGAAGGUCCCUCGAGACUUCUGUGUUACUAUGUUAUGGAAGCAAAGAUAUUGUGUGCUAUUUUCCUCAGGAGCAUAAGUGGUGCACAGUGGGUGAGAUGCCUUCUAAAUAUAUCAGAAAUGGCCCAGUCUUUUCUUGUCAUGGAAAACUGUAUGGCACUGUUCUAGAAUCAGUGGCUACAAAUGAGCAAUACUGGAAACAUGUAUCCUAUAAUCCAUAUGGUGACAGCUGGGUGCAACUCCCCUCCAUAGAGGAAACUAAAUAUAUGCGUCAAAUAUUUAUCAAAGAUGAAGAUGAAAUUUAUGCCUUGGAAGCAGAACCCUGUACCAAUAGAUCUAAAAAUUUUGAUGAUUUUUGUAGAUUGCAUGCCCGCCGCUUGUUCUGUGAUGAAGAGAAACACAGUUUCUCUAUUACAAAGUACAACCCUGAUUCAAAUUCAUGGGAACUGAUAGGGAGACUGAACCAUCUGCAUUCUAGAGAGGAUAUGUGCAUUGUGGCUCACGAUGACUUUGUGUAUUUUAUUGGUGGAAUAAAAUGGCAACUAGGGAACAAAUGCACCCUUGUGAGUGAUGUUGAAAGGUACCACCUUGGUAAUCACCAAUGGGACAAAAUUCCUAACACUCAUGUGGUUCGAGAUUGGACUUAUGGUGCUGCGGUUGGUGGAAAGGUCUUUAUUGCCGGAGGAAUCAAUGCUGGGGAGGCCAUACAGCCUUGCGAAGUGUAUGAUCCAGCAACAAAUGUGUGGCAGUUUAUUUCAAAUUUUAAGUGUUUUGAUUUCAGACCCAAAGAUUUGAGAAAUCUCUUGUCCAUUGAUGGAAAUUUGUAUGCAUUGCUCCUUGUGAGUGUGGGCAAAUCAGGUUGUAGAGUCAAAGAUUUACACUUGAAAAUUGAAGGCUAUGAUCCAGAGGAAGAUGAAUGGAACCUAAAAACUGAAAUAGCUAUUUCUGUUUGCAAUCACACCUUCAUAAAUGCCUGUUCCGUAAGAGUUUUCAAAGGGUUCCUUGAUAGUCGUCUUCUGGAAAGCUGUGUUCCAGACUUUGUCACAAAAUCUACAAUGUCAUGUGGCUAUGACAAAAAGAAAUGCUCUGUCAUGUGAAAAGUCAAGCAUAUAUUUUUUUUAGGAUUUUUUUUAUCCAAAAACUUAAAUUUACCAGGAAAGAAAAACAUUAUUUAAAACCUAAAAUAAUAUUUUGAUAGGGUUUACAAACACCAAAAAAUAAAAAUAAUAGAACUUCAUCUCAGAAGGAAACUUAAUGGUCAAAGAAUCAGAAGAUGAACAAAUAUAUUCAUGCAAUGAGAGUAAAUUCUUACAAGAAUUUGCUAACUUUUUAGAAAUGUUAGAAAACUAAUCAAGGUGCUAAUAAAGAGAAGAAAGACAUGGAAAAAACAUUAAACUGUUAUGUUAUCUGCUUUUUUCAGGAGGGGGUUACCAUGACAGAGCUCUAAAGUCAGAUCAUUUUAGCUGGUUUUAAGCACAAAAGACUAAGAAGGAAAAUAGCCUUUUUUUUUUUUCCGAGGAGAACCCAUAUGCUAUUCUUUAUUUAGCUUAGGGUUUGGCACAAGUAUGUAAUCAGCAUUUUGUUUACUCAAGAAUUACCGUACAAAGAUAAUACUGAAAAACGGAAUCUGUCUGAACAAAACAUCUUUUGAUUUAUUUCUCUGUUGUUCUGCCUGCUUGUCACCAGUCUCAAUGGGUCAAUCAAUUAGAAGCUUCAACAUCCCCACCCGGGCAUUUGAACUUUUGAAGAAAGGUUUGUCGCAAUUCCAGUCCCUUGGGGCAAAAGCAGCGUUUAAAUGCCACACUCAAGUGCAGAUAUGAACCUGGAAAUGCAUCCAUCGAUCGGGAUCACCAUCCCCUCACCCUACACCCAUUGGUUGGCGUUUUGUACGGUGCCUUCGUCAUUUGGUGAAGACUGGGAACUAACACAGUGGAUCUCCCUUUCAUUUGAAGGAGAAACGUGAAUAAUACACAUGUAGUCCAAAAAUUACAUUACUAGCUCUCGGAAUUGGUGUAACGAAGACAUGGAUGAAAUGAAAAGGGCCCAGGAGAUGUCGUUUCUAAGGCCACAUCAUUCUGUUGAUUUAGCUGAACGAGUGCUGGCGAGUGAACAAGAUUGCGCUGUUUGUGUGUCAAGUAUCAAGUCGAAAGCAUUCAUCGCGUUUAAUGUGAGUCAAGGAUUUUGGAGAAAAAGCGUGAAAUGUGGCAAAAUAAUUCUUCUGGUGGAUGAUGAGAAAGGUGAGGUUGGGUAGUCAAAGCUAUUAUUAAUACACACAGCUUUUUCAACAGGGAGAUGCGGUUAGAUCCGGUGCACCUUAUAAGAGUAAUGUACAGUUAAUAUUUCACGAUUCUGUUAUUCUGCGCUGCUGAGGUAAACAGAAAGUAUUUUACUAAAAUUGAUAGCGUAAGUCAGGAAACUUACCAAAGGCUAGGCAAAUUUUUGUUCUACCUGAAUAGUUUUCUUGCGGUAUUAAAAUACAUUUAAUCUCAAGAUCAAAACGCGAGUUCUCUGCAUUGCGAGCGAUACAUUCCUAAUAAUUUAAUUCCGGGAAUUUGGUUUUAAAUCAUAUCAUAUUGCCUAUUUGGUGUUUUUCUUACUUAUCACCUUUGAGUUUAAAAAAUGUAUUAGUAAUUUAAAGAGAAAUAUAUUUUAGGUCAUGUUUAGGGCUGGUAGCUAUUAAGGGUUACUUGUGCUAACAUUUUAAUAUGUGGGGCAGAAAUUAGGGUUAAGUAUCUUACUGAUCACUGAGUCAUCAUUGCAUACCAGCCAGCUGCAUAAAGAGGUGAUUAGGUUUUCAUAUUGAUCUUCUUCAUUACUUUAUCAGCCACCAUUGUGGAGCCUUUCCUAACAGGAAUAUCAGAGCAAAGUCUCCUAUCUGCCAAAGCAUUUUUCAGUAAAACAGCUGAGGAAGAUGAGUGGAACUUCAUUUUCUCCAUGUAUAACAUCAUAGUGACAACAGGGAAGGCUUUUGCAUGGAUGUUGAUUGCUAGAACAAUGGACCUGUCAUCAUGCAGUUUAAUUAUUUUUGAUGAAUGCCAUCUUGCCUUAAAAGAGGAGAACCAUUUUGCAGUUAUACUAAAGCAAAUGGAACUGAGUAAACUUGAUUCUAGACCACAGAUUGUAGGCCUUUCAUCACAAAUUCUUCGCCAUCAAGAUUGUUCAAAGGAUAUGGAAAUCUUCUUAACCUCACUGGAGCAGAUAUUUCAUUGCAAAACAUUUGUUUCUAGUGAUCUUCUGGCUUUGAACCAAUAUGGAGAAUACACUGAAAUGGAAAUAUGUUGUUUUACCAGCAGUCAUGUCCAGGAUCAAUGUAUUUCCAAUCUGAGUGAUAUUUUACAAAGUGCUUUGUUAUUUCUAAAAGGUUACAGAAUAGAUCAAGUGACUGACACCUGUGUAGCAUUCGUAAGACAUGUUUUGACUGAGGGCUACAGGGUUCUUUUAUUGUUGGGAUCGUGGUGUACCUUGUAUGUGGCAAAAAUCAUUGUUAAGGAGAUUGAAAAGCUGGAGAAGAAGUCCAUAGACAAUGAGAUUGUGCUUAUUUUACAGUUCUGUAGAACACAGAUUAGUUUAGUUAUCAGUAUUUUAGAACAAGAAAAGUUGGAAAUUUCUGAGAAUGACUUAACUGAUUUAGGAACAAUACUUCUCUUUCGCACAUCCAUGCAUUUAAAACCUGAACACCAGCAGAAAAAUGACUCAGAGAAAACUUCAGAUACUGAUCAGAGCCUAUGCAAGGAACCUAACCAGUCCACCGAAUCACUUGUCAUAGGCCAGAAUCCUUCUUGUGAACGUCAAGACAAUCCUCAAGCCACAAAUCAUUCAAAGUUGCAAGCAUCUUAUGGGACUAAAACUCAAUGCAACGAUCCUCUUUGUGUUAUUCUUGUUCCUAGCACAAUUGUUGCAAAGGCACUGAAUUCACUUCUUAACAAACUGUCCAGUACAGUUUUCAAGUACAGCUUCCUUAGGAGUGCAUGCAUCUAUGGUAAUAAAGCAAAACAAGAAAUGAAAGAGUCAAAUUUUUCUGAAGAAGUGGAUGACAGUGUAAUGGUGUGUGUUCAAGAUGGUUCUGUGAAUGUUCUGGUUGCAACAUUUGAAAUUGAACAAGAACUGUAUGCCAAGAGAUGUAGUCUGUUGAUUCGUUUGGGUAUGCCAAAUACUUACAAGAGUUAUUACAGCAUAAAGAGUAAACUGAAGUCUGCUGGAGGCAACCUUGUAGUUCUUGUGAGAGAAGAAGAACUGCCUAAGACAGAGGAGAAAUACCAGGUACUGUUUAUACAUGUAAUUGGUUCAGAGGAAUCUUUGGAAUUCAUUAUGGUGAAACCUGGGAGGAACAGACUUUCUUAAACCUGAAAUUACAUCCUUCAAAAAAUUUUGCUAGUGGUUAAAAUUGCCAUGAAUGGUGCUAGACUGUUUACGAAAUAAAUGUGAAGGCAGCUUUGAGUUACAACUACAAAUUCCAGAGUGGUUUUUGUUCUCAGAUGCACAAAAUUUGGUGAUUUUGCAUUCAUUUGUUAGUUUGCAAAGAUUGGGAUCAAUAGCUAAGCUAAAAGAUGUUUAAUUUGAAUAGGUAAAUAUGAUAAACGAGCUUAUAUUUUGUUUACCUUCACUGCAACUAAAGAUAUCAUUAUUGCUUGCAGACUUUUCAGAGGAUAGAGAAACUUUUAAUAGACAGGUGUCCAAACAGCCGGCCUCCAGGUUCAGAGAUAAGGAAACUGUUUCAAGAGAGCCUGGUGGAUGUCUAUCAACCCUUUGGUGAAGUAGGUGCUGAGGUUGAUCUUCUCUCCAGUAUUGCUCUGGUUAACAGGUGCGAAUGGCAAUGUUAAAUUUAGUCAAAUGACAAUUACACAAAGUUGACUGUAAUAAACUAAAACUUAGGAGGCUUGUUUGGUCAGGGCCUAGGCUCAUAUAUAACAGUGCAACUUCAUAACAGCUGGCAUCUUUGAGUUCUUGAGUGAUUUAGUCAUAGUUACUCCACAGCAGUUCAAAGACAGAAAUAGUCAUUUUCAAGCAUUCCCCCACCCAACCCCUCCUGUUUUUUUUUCUCCUAACACUGGUCCAAUCAAUGUCAACAGUUGCCUGGAAUAGGGGCUUAUGUUAAGGUUGCCGAGAUGUGCCAGGCAUGGGGGUAGUUUCUCAUUUGGGGGCUGGCUGGACAAAUGGAAACCUCUACAUACUCCAGCCCACCACCCUCUCUCCAUUUCAGUGCAUCAGUGGGUAAUUACUCAAGUCCAUAAUACAUGUUUCUUGGUUUCCUCUUUUUCCCUUGCUUGUGAAAAAUGUACUGUGCAAGAAAAACAUAAUUUAUAGAUUUCAUCUCAAGUAAUCAGCCAUUAAAAAAUAACUCUUAGUAUCAAUCCUAUGCACUGUUAACUAGUUAUUGUAGCAAGUUCCCCAGUGGCGGAAUGGGCAAUCCAGUCCCUGUGUGUAGAAUACAAGAAGUGUGGUCUGACCAGGAAGUAAAGUUUGUUGCUACGCUGCACCUCCCCCGAAACUCUCCUGUUUACCAACCUACAAAGGUAUGAUUAUUAAAAACUCAUUAAUUACAGGGAAUGGGAACAAUCAUGAUUAGCUCAUGACUAGUGUUACUGAAAUUUAAUGUUCUCUUUUGUGGUUUUGUUGAACCUCAGCCUGUUUUUAUGAGCUUUUCAGUAUCCACCAUAUAUUAUGCCUUGCAAUGCUAUUUUAUAAAAGCAGCGACUCGAAAAGACAAGUGUGUACUAGAGCCUGGUCUUGUGGCUUGCAUCCAGAUAUUGACUCUUUGACUCCUAAAAGUGAUUCGUAUCUUAUUUCUCCUCGCAAUAUUACCACUGAAAUCACACUUUAAGGUCACUAGAAUAAAAGAAUGAUCACCAAAUAAAAAAGCUCUUAUGGAGUGUAUUGGGAGCAGUAUGAAGGAAACGCACAGUGAUGUUAGGGUGCAAACGUUUCAGUGGAUCCUCAUUCGAAGAUUUGUUUCCCUUAUUUAUUUUCGCAUAUUUUGUCAUCCAGGGCAGUGUAACACUGAAGAAGACUGACAUUAAUGAGGAUGAAGUGAGAAAAGCCAGAGUCAAGUGUGAAAUGCUUGCUGCUCUGGAGGCUUGUCGUCUGUUGCACGUAAGGGGAGAACUGACUGACGAUCUUCAACCUGUAUUCAGGUACACUUAACUAGCUUAAUACAGUAGAACCUAGAUUUAACGAAACUCUAUAUAACGAAGUCCUCGGUAUAACGAACGGUACUCUUCAGCCCGACCAAAGUUACUGUAAAAUGUAUUAGACAAAACCUCGAUGUAACGAACUUCGAUAUAACGAAGUCCUCGUUAUAACGAACAUACUGCAGAAGCCCAAACGUCUAACAUACCCCGAUAUGACAAACAACUAACUUGUAAAAAACUCCCUAAAGACAUCUACGACAGUUAGACGAAACGCAAUCCUGAAAAGCAAUCCUUAAUGAAUUGCUUUCUUCAACACUCAAGGGAAAGUUCCUGUGCACAGAUAACAAAUCUGCAGAACCCUUGAACCCUAGCACGUAAUACAUAAAAGAUCAAUAAAUGCUCCAUAAAUCAAGUAAAAGGAAGCUUCAAUGCAUCAACUACUAGGUGGGAUCCACAUCACAAUGUACCUUCUCUGGGUUCAACAUACAGCUUGUAGCAUUUCUGUCAUAUCGCCCUUUUUUCCUCAUCCAUAUUUCAAUUGAGAAUCAUACUUGUUAUUCUUGAAGAUGAUGCACCCCAUGUCUUUUCCAAUUCUUCGUAGGUUGCGCGCUUAUAAUCUUACGGCUCAACAUGAACCGUGUGACUUUGAAGUUGCGGAUGGUGGUGUCGGAAUGGACGGAACUAUAAAGAGAAACCGAGCUUACAAGAAAAAGGUACCAACAUGGUUUCCAUUUCUCGCUUUGCCUACCCUCGAUUUAUCCUCGAAAUCAAAUCAAGUCAACUUUAUUCACCCACAGUUAUUCCUUCAGGAAUUGUAAGAUUAUGAAUAAAAUAUACAUACGAACACUAAGUUACCUCCUACAACGUUGUACUUCUGCUCGUACCAAAAUGAUAAAAUAGAUAAUUCACCUGAUUUACAAGAAUGUCGUGUUACAGAUAUAAUAAAAAUUUAAGUGGUUGAAAAAUAAAUGGAACUCGCUUCGUCGAGAUCAGAGACAACGGGUCUUUUAAGAUUUUUUCACAAGAAGAUUAAAAAUAAUUGUCACAGCGUUUACACGGAAAUCCUGACAAUCAGUCUAUUUUUUAUUGUUUAUAUUGAACUAGAAGCAUAUAACUUAGAACUAGGCUAUGUGUCACUGACUCAAUGUAAUAGCUCUUCUUCAAAAAUCUCUACGGCAUCUGUUGCACUCGAGGUUUACAAUGGCUCUUUUUGAUUUCCUUUGCAGUUCCCUACCCUGCUAGAAAAUAACUUCCCCGUUUGCGACGAACCAUGUUAUGUUUAUGCUCUCUCCAUGGAGUUGACCAAACCGUUGAACUUUGAACGUGCUGUCAGGUCAAGAAGUAAAAUGCAGUCUACCUCAGGUUCUUACAGUCUUGGGAUUCUAUCCAGAAAACAACUACCCAAGGUUAGACGAAUAUACUUGGCGUGAAUAAGGAUCAUGGAAGGGUAGGGUGGGUGGGGGGGGGGUGGUGGGAAAGGGGAGGAAGGGGAGGGUUAAUAAUUCAAAAUAAAGGCAGCAUAGUUCGCAAAGUGUGAAGUUAUAAAACUGUUAGAAAAGGAACGUCUUAUUUGAGUCUUUUUGUAGUUUAAGACUCUAAUCAACCGAAUUUGCCCUCGGACUGAUUUCGUUUCAACCUUAUUGAAUAUUUCCAAACUUAAAGGAAAAUAUGAAAUGAACCCUCUAAAAUGAUAUUUCAUACAUUCAACGGAUCUUUUUUUGCUAAAAAUGUGUUAACUAGAAGCCCCUUAUUUGAUGGCAAUAGAACUGAUAAAUGCAAUUCAAAUUGUGAUCUUGUUUCCACUCCUCACUUUUAAGCUUUAAUUAAAAUGAAGAUGUAUUUUCAAUUCUUUCACAGUUGCCUUGUAUGGCAAUAUUUGACAGAGCAGGGGAGGUAACUGCUUCUGUUACUGAGUGCUGUCCUUAUCCCAUUGUCCUGACCGCUGACCAGCUUUCACUCCUGCAGAGAUUCACCGAGUAUGUCUUCAAGGAGAUCGCAAGACCGAAAAAGGAAUCUCCAGCAACCUUCAUAUCGUUUGACCCAACCAUUGCUUCCUCUGGGUAUUACAUUGCACUUCUAAAGGAUGUCUCCAGUAGACGCUCUCUCGCUGGCACUUCUCGAAACAAUCACAAGGAAAUUGCGUUUGAUUUCAUAUUCUCCUUAGAGAGUAAACUUGUCAGCUUUAAAAAUCCUGUCUAUCCAGGGCCACCUGACAUCACCAACGCUGAGAUUUUCAGAGAUGCAGUUGUAACAGCCUCUUACAACGAGAAACGAAGCCAUUACUAUGUGGCUGAAAUAUGCUACGAUCUCAGCCCAGCAGACCCAUUUCCAAAUACUGACGUAGCUGGUACUUUUGCAGAGUACUUUAAAAUUCGUUACGAUGUGGAGGUAUCCUUGGACCAGCCCAUGCUAGAUGUGGAUCACACAUCAUCACGACUUAACUUCCUGUUACCGAGAUACCAGAACUUCAAGGGACAACACCUGGCUAUACCAGAGAAGAAUUCCAAGCGGUCAAAGAGGUCUAAGGUGUUUAUGAUUCCUGAGCUGUGUUCCAUUCAUCCUGUGCCAGGGUACCUCUGGCGGCAGUUGUCCAAUCUGCCAGCCUUACUGUACCGUAUGGAAUCACUUUUGGUUGCUGAGGAGCUGAGAUGCCGGGUUGCAAGGGAUCUUGGUAUAGGAGCUGUGGAUUGGCCAAAUGAUGUUCCACUGCCAGUAGUGACAAUUGGAGAGAUGAUGGGCGAGGAAAUUCUGUCAGAAAAAUAUUCUUCUGCAGGUGAGAAAAACAGCAAGAGGUCCUCUGCAGUGGCUGAAGACAACCCGAGCUCUCCUUUCUCCACAGACCUUCCCGAAGUGUUUAUGGAUCUCAAGAUUUCCAACCAAGUAGAACUGACUGAGAAAUCUGCUGCCAAAAGUCUUGCCGUGGAGCUCUUUCAUGAUGCCACAGCGUACUGUUUGUCAAUGAGUUCUGAGAAGUUUCUGUUUGAAAAUUAUUGCACUGAAAAAGAAUGCAAACCACUCUUUCGUCCAGCACCUCAUCAAAGUCCUCUGACCUUCAGUAAAGAAAAAGAAGACAUUUGGCCACAUAAGCUGUCGGAUUUUAAUGUACCCCUUCCUACAAAGCCCAGAGCAUUUGACUGCGAUUCAAUAUUAGUAGAUGACAGAGAAAGCGAAGUGUCUGCCAUCUCAAUUUGGACGGACCCGCUUCUUUCAAACUUCUAUCGAACCUGUGGCCCGUCAUCAUCCUUGAUUCUACGUGCCCUGACAACAACCUCGGCUGGAGAUGUAUUUUCUCUCGAGCGUCUUGAAGCUCUCGGCGAUUCGUUUGAGAAAUUUGCCAUAUCUUCUUCCGUUUUCUUCAAACACAGGCUCGAGAACGAAGGCGUUCUAUCUUUCCUUCGGGGUAUCAAAGUUAGCAACCGGCAGCAGUUUUACCUGGCAAGGCGACGUGGUCUCCCGUCCUAUAUGUUUACCCGAAUGUUUAACCCUUUGGUAAAUUGGCUGCCGCCUGGAUUCUAUCUAAACGACGACAGCAACGCUGGAAACUCGGGUUACGAACAUCUCUCCUUGAUUCCAGACACAUUUUCCGAUGAGGUUGAUGACGAGGAAGACGAUGAAAGUAUUUUCGCGGAGACGGAAAGUUCAGGUUACAACGCUGAUUCCCAGCAGGGUGAAUCCACUGACGUCCAACUUAACUCCUACCUUCAUGUCUGCUGCUCUGAUAAGUCCAUUGCUGAUUGCACGGAAGCCCUUAUUGGUGCAUUCCUUUUGUGUUUUGGAUCCGACGGGGCUUUCAAGUUUCUGGAAUGGUUGGGUAUGGAAAUAGCGAGACAGGAGAAAGAUGAAAACUUAGUAGAUAACUCAUCUUCUGACGAUUUCGCUCUCGAUUCAGUUCCCAAACCAACUUCGACCAUAAAAUUCCACGAUGUACCUCACCAAGCUCCUGAAACAAUGGUAGAAAACAUGUCGUCAAACGACGUAACUGUUCCUAUUCCACCUAUCGGUGGGUUCUCUUCUGAACAUGGGUCGACUAAUGACGAGUUCAAGGACGUGGAGGAAGCUCUACAUUAUCACUUCCACGACAAAUCUUUGCUACUGCAAGCCUUCACCCAUUGUUCCUUACCACGGGACUAUAACUCUGUCAGAAACAGCUAUGAGCAACUGGAGUUCUUGGGAGAUGCAUUGUUGGAUUUUCUAGUAAUGCGCCAUUUGUACACACAACACAGACACAUGUCCCCAGGCGAGCUGACUGAUCUGCGAUCUGCCGUGGUAAACAACUACAGUUUUGCUGUUCUGGCGGUGAAAUUGGGCUUUCCUAGACAUUUGAGGUCAUUGUCGCCACAGCUGUUUGGCAUGGUGAACACUUUUGUGGUAAAGCUGAAAGAGAAAGAGAUGAAGCAUGCGACAACACAUGAGAAGAAUAACGAGGUGAGAUGAAGUUAUAGUGAGGAAGAUGCUGCUUCGGGGUAUAAACAAAUUAAUGGAAGCACAAGAUGUACGAGUCGAGAAUCUCGACGCGCAUAACGUCGUUUGAUUAAAGCCCCCGAUGAAUGAAGGAUGUAGCUCUUCAUCUUCCGACUUAUAAAAGCUUUCCUUCUGAUUCCAGAUUUACUCCAGUGUUUUUGUGAUGGCGACCGAGGGUAGAGAGGAUUCUGAGCAGGUAGAGGUACCUAAGGCAUUGGGUGACCUGUUUGAGGCUGUCGCUGGUGCAAUUUACUUGGACUGUGGCGCAGACCUUGAAAGGGUGUGGGAAAUCUAUUUGCCCAUUCUCAAGCCCUCGAUAGGUGAGUAUGCAGAUAUCUCCUUUACUGAAUUACACCUAUAGUUAAUUUUGCUUUACUUCAUUCUGUAACUGGACUCAAAAACGUGCGCCAACUUUUCAAACACUCAGAAGUGAAUAAAAUUGUUAAAGCCUUGGUCACCUUCAUUUUUCCUCCCGUCGAACAGUUUUUUCGUUUUUACUUUGGUUUUGGCCUAACGUUAGUUAUACACAGUUGCUCCAAUGUUUGUGGUUUAUUCUUUAGAUUAUUACUCAGACCAUCCUCCCAUGUCAGCCGUGCGGCGAUUGUUGGAGAUGAUGCCCGGUGCAGCCAAGUUUUCGUAUGUACCACUCGUAUUCUUUAUUUAUAACGUUUAAUUGUGGAUACAGUGACAUUUCUAUUUCGAAGGAAGAACACUUUCGUAUAGCUCUCAGACAGCUGUGUCAGUUUUGGACCAGUUGAUCACAAAGCUCAUCAGGUCAAUUUCUUUUUUUCCUCAUUUUGUCCUUUUUUUUCAAUUUCUUUUUGUGGAAACACUUUAUAGGCCGGUCGAGAGAAUGGUGGAUGGUAAAUUUAAAUGUACCCUGACUGUAUCAGGUUGUGGAACUUUCGUUGCUACAGGAAGAAAUUUCCGAAUUGCAAAAUCAACAGCUGCCCAGAAAGCGCUGAGGGCUCUUCAGCAGAUGGAGUCAGAGACAAAAACAUAAAACACAUGAUUGUCACUGACAUUUUCUCAGUUUUACGAAGAAAGGUGACAGAUGUAUGUCACGAAUUGACAAGCUACAGAUGAACGCUGAGUUAACGCCCGCGAGCACUUUUAUUCGCGCGAGCAGCAAAACUCCCGCUACAAAGUAGUUUUUAAACGACUAAUAACGUGGUUAUUAAUUGGCUGAAUUAUUAAGUUGCUCAUUUUUUUAAUUUCAGAAAAAGAUUUCAUUUAUCUCUUACAGAUUCAGUUUGUUGAGUUUGUUUAUCACAUCAACACUGAUGCAGUCUAUUUACCCUUAGUUUUUAUCAGUUCGGUAUUUUUAAUUGAAAUUAUCAACUACCGCUUGUCAAUGGACGGUAAGAGAUUUUUAUUGCUGUACGAGGAUACAUUUUGUGUGUUAUAUUUUACGGUUUACACGGUGCACACAUUCUCUAAUAAAUUACUUAUUAUUACUUCGAGUUUCUUUUACAAGCCAACUUUCAUUUAAAUGUGUUAUGUAUAUACAGUUUUUAUGAAAUUUCCAACUCCGAAUUUUGCAUUUCUAGUGUUCUGAUUGGUUCAAUCAACUCCAGUUAUCAGCUCAUAUUCCGAGUCACUUUAUAUGGAAAUGUAUUGCACCAAUUGUUGCAGAGCUGAAAAAGCUCCCAACAUCGAAACGUUCAAGAUUUAAUGAAAUUUAAUGAAACAAUUAUUCCAUUGGUGCUUGUUGGCGCGCUCAAGGAAUGAUUGUUAAUUAAUCUUAUUUAAAUACACAUAGCAC
Messenger RNA from Pocillopora meandrina, 13186 nucleotides. The record is from the annotation of a GenBank genome assembly. Lineage: Eukaryota; Metazoa; Cnidaria; Anthozoa; Scleractinia; Pocilloporidae.